GACACGGUGGAUUAUUUCCACAGAGGAAAGAGCGCGUGGCACUGAGCCGAUCCCACUGGUCGACAGAGGAGCGGAGGUCAGCAAGUGUCCCGGGCUGCAGGUGCUUCGUGCCAAACGCGUCCAGAGUCUGUCCGAGUGUCAAGAAUUCUUCUCUUCGGUCCGCAAAGCAGAGGAAUGACCCCGUCCAGCUGUCUGCCAGCUGCUGCUGCUGCUGCGAACAGGACCAGAUGAGGAUGAGGAGGAAGGGGCUCCCUCAGCUCCACGCGCUCCGUCAAAGUUCAGCGCUUUUCUAAGAUGCCACCGGCCUCUGGAGCUCGGCACGCGCUUCGGCUCGAAACUAACCCGGGAUAAUAAAACACGCACAAAGAGACAAGAAAACACACCAGAAAGCAGAAGUUUAGUAAUUAUCCGGCGGGAGGAGCCCGGGAGGGAGAGCCCGGGAUCAGAGAGCGGUGCGCCGGGGAGCAGAGGCGCACCGAGACGCUCCAAGAGCCGCACAGGGAAGAGAGGUCCGCGGUGAUGCUGCUCGCGCGGCUCACGCUCCUGUCCGCCCUCCUCCUCCUCCUCCUGCUGCUCACCGAGGCGGCCCUUCGCCGAGGCUCCGGCACGCAGACGGACAGCCGCAGCAUGGUGGAGCUGAUCGGCCGGUACCCGAGGACGAGGACGGAGACGCCCGGGGGAGUACAGCAUGGGUCGCAGCACGGACUGGAGGCUCAUCCCAAAGACCCACACAGCAAGCAAAAUUUCAUCAUACACCUGACAGGUCCUCUAUACUUCAGCCCAAAGUGCCGAAAACAGUUCCACCGACUGUACCACAAAACCAGGGACUGCACAGAGCCAGCCUACUAUAAAAGAUGUGCUCGUCUCCUGAUUCAACUGGCCAAGAGCCCUCGCUGUUCAGAGAGAUAAACAGACAAAUGGCUCUGGACAUGAAGUUUUGGCAUACCAGGGUGCAGCAAGAAGGUUCAUCCUCUCUGUUGACCAGCAGCAGGAAAAGUUAUAAACAAACCUCUGCUGGAGCCAGUGAGCUCAGCCGACUUGAUCCACAAUCGGAAAUCAAAAUGAUUGUUUUCUAUUUUAUUCUAUUCAGCUGUUUAUCUCCAACAACCAUUCACCUUGUAUACACACUACAAACAGGUGUAAAUUUUCUAUGACAGGAUUUUUGGACUUUUUCGAGCAAAAACUUGAGUUUUGUUCAACUUUGUGUAGACUCAUCUCGGCAUUAGUCGAAUCAUUUUUGCCUUUUUUACCUCUACUCUGUUCUUUGGUCUAUUCCUGCUGUACUGGACAACCUCCGACACUCUACUGGUUUAUAACAGAGCUAUUUGGACAUGGAACUGAGAGACAAAACUUACCUGGGACAAAAUGUCUUCUUCAGUGUUUGGGGACUUUUUUUGGACAAAGGGCCAAGGUUUGACCUUCUAUUUGAAGACGCAGGGGGAAACAAAAUGGACUAAACCUCUGAGUGGAUGCUGAAUGUGUUUUAUGUGACAUCAUACAUAAUAAUUACUUAUAAUUAAAGUAAUAAUAUUCCAUAUAUUUAUAUUGUUAAAGCUGCAGC
Messenger RNA from Pelmatolapia mariae (spotted tilapia), 1561 nucleotides. It is a transcript of the gene alkal2b, whose product is annotated as ALK and LTK ligand 2b. NCBI's taxonomy places the organism in Eukaryota, Metazoa, Chordata, Actinopteri, Cichliformes, Cichlidae. Gene Ontology annotation, molecular function: receptor signaling protein tyrosine kinase activator activity; receptor tyrosine kinase binding. The transcript is spliced from 6 exons. Bases 520 to 909 code for a protein of 129 amino acids. The record is from RefSeq and is a predicted model, not a curated record. Gene Ontology annotation, biological process: positive regulation of ERK5 cascade; positive regulation of ERK1 and ERK2 cascade.